AUGGGGUAUUUCACACUGAAUGAUAUGCAGUUCUUAGGGAUUUCUCCAAAUUUGGUAACUUUCACGUGUUUGAUCGAUGGAUACUGCAAGAACGAUCGUUUGGAUAUGGCACUGGACUUGUAUGAUCGCAUGACAAGUCUUUCUGUGCUGCCAAAUGUAUUUACUUUCAAUGCACUUGUUGAUGCUCUCUGUAAGAAGGGGAUGCUGGAGAGAGCGGUAGAGAUGUUUGAAAAGAUGCACGAGAUAGGGGUGCCAGCAAAUGUGGUGGUCUAUACUUCCUUGAUAGAUGGGGAUGUGAAGAAGGGCUUGGACUUGCAUAAUGAAAUGCUCAUUAAAGGUUUUGAGCUUGAUCUGUCCACGACUUCGGCGGGCUUUGCAAGCAUGGGCUUUUGCAGGAGGCAAAAGGAUGGACAAUGCCCUGAAUAUAGUGCUGAUGAACAAGCAAUUUGCACUGUCGGCCUUGCUAAAUGGAAGUCUGGAAUUUUUGUUGAAGCAAUCCACUAUCUCUCAGUGUUGGCAACUCCUGUUGAGAGUAUUCUUGAGGGUGAUGACGCUGGAGCGGAAGGGGCCAUGGGCAUUAACAAGACAGAGGAGGUCGUCGAGGAGGUGGUUGACCUAGGCAAACUGACGAUGAAGGGUCCUGGACGUGGGGAAGGUGAAGGAGAUCGUCAAUGGCAGCGAUGA
Messenger RNA from Musa acuminata AAA Group (dessert banana), 684 nucleotides. Its product is annotated as pentatricopeptide repeat-containing protein At2g01740-like. The record is from RefSeq and is a predicted model, not a curated record. The transcript is spliced from 4 exons. Gene Ontology annotation, molecular function: protein binding. NCBI's taxonomy places the organism in Eukaryota, Viridiplantae, Streptophyta, Magnoliopsida, Zingiberales, Musaceae. The coding region runs from base 1 to 684 and encodes 227 amino acids.